GUGUGGGCCUCCUUCAACCCAGCGCCACGUCCCGUACAUCCCGGAGAGUCUUCAGUCAUGCUGCGUUCCGCUCUCGCCGUGCUGGCCGCCGUCGUCCUCCUGGUCCGGGCCGACAUCCAGGAGGAGAACCACGUACUGGUGGUGAAGAAAGACACGUUCGAGGAGGCGCUGAAGAACGACUAUCUGCUGGUGGAAUUCUAUGCUCCGUGGUGUGGACACUGCAAAGCCCUUGCUCCUGAAUAUGACAAAGCUGCAAAGAUGCUGCACGAUGAAGGUUCAAAUAUCCGUCUGGCAAAGGUGGACGCAACAGAAGACUCGGAGCUGGCUCAGCAAUUUGGCGUUCGUGGAUACCCUACAAUAAAGCUGUUUAAGAAUGGAGACAAAUCUUCCCCAAAAGAAUACUCAGCUGGCAGGGAUGCAGCAGACAUUGUCAACUGGCUGAAGAAGCGCACUGGCCCAGCCGCAACAACCCUGAGCGAUGAGGCGGCUGUAACAGCUUUCAUUGAAGGAAACGAAGUUGCCGUUGUUGGUUUCUUUAAGGAUUCCGAAUCUGAGCUGGCAAAGGCUUUCCUGCAGGCCGCAGAUUCAGUAGAUGACCUUCAGUUUGCUAUCACUUCCGAUGAUGCCGCCUUCUCCAAAUAUGAAGUUGGGAAGGAUGGCAUUGUUCUGUUCAAGAAGUUUGAUGAAGGCAAGAAUGUGUUUGAAGGGGAAGCAACAAAGGAUGAAGUGCUUAACUUUGUUAAAUCCAAUCAGCUGCCUUUGGUCGUUGAAUUCACUGAGCAGACGGCACCAAAGAUCUUUGGUGGGGAGAUGAAGACGCACAUUCUUUUAUUCCUGCCAAAAAGUUCCACUGACUUCAAAGACAAGCUGGACAACUUCAAGAAGGCAGCCACUGGCUUCAAGGGAAAGAUCCUGUUCAUCUUCAUUGACAGCGACCAUGCAGACAACCAGCGUAUCUUGGAGUUCUUUGGUCUGAAGAAGGAAGAAUGCCCAUCUGUCAGACUGAUCACAUUGGAGGAGGAAAUGACCAAAUACAAGCCACAAAGUGAUGAUCUGUCUGCUGAGAAGAUCACCGAGUUCUGUGAAAGUUUCCUGGACGGCAAAGUGAAGCCUCACCUGAUGAGCCAGGAUGUGCCUGAAGACUGGGACAAGAACCCAGUUAAAGUACUUGUUGGAAAGAACUUUGAGGAAGUGGCCUUUGAUGAGAGCAAAGAUGUGUUUAUAGAGUUCUAUGCUCCAUGGUGUUUUCACUGCAAGCAGCUGGCACCAAUCUGGGACCAACUGGCAGAAAAGUAUAAGGACCAUGAAAGCAUUGUCAUUGCCAAGAUGGACUCCACAGCAAAUGAAAUUGAAACUGUAAAGAUCCACAGCUUCCCCACCUUGAAAUACUUCCCAGCUGGAGCAGAUAAAAAGAUGGUUGAUUAUAAUGGAGAGCGAACACUAGAUGGAUUAACAAAGUUCUUGGAAAGCGGAGGACAGGAAGGAGCAGCAACGGAGGAGGAUUUGGAGGACUUGGAAGAAGCCGAUGAGCCUGAAUUAGAAGAUGAAGAUGAUGACCAACACAAAAAAGAUGAAUUAUAAAAGAUAAAGAAAGAUUGAAACUGCAACAGCCAGAAGACACUAAGAGUGGAGGGGGAGGAAUGAUGUCUGGGAAUGUAUUACGUUGUUGGAGCUCUGAAAAGCAGCCAGGGAAAAUGCCAUCAGUCUGUACGUUUUUCUUGUUUUGGGUAAAGGGAGCUUGAGGUUAUUUUUUUAUAUGGUUGUCAUUUUUUUUUUUUUCACUGUGAUGCGUUAUUUUUUUUUUUUAACACUUUCAGUAAUCUGCCCUAAUGUAAAGUUUGGCACUUGUUGCUGCUUCCUGUAUUGUGUUGUCCUGUCUUUUAUGUUUUUAUUGUGAAUGACUUACUCUAGAUGGAAAGAACCAUUGCAUGGCUGGUGUCCUUAAGGGCUGUCAUCUUCCUCCUUGUCUUGGCCACUCUUAGAUUAGAUGCGAUUUAAAAGCUGUAAUUGCAGUAAUGGGUCUCGAACAGCAACUUUCCAGCAUCUCUUUAUCACAUUGCCCUCCAGUGGCUUUCAGUAUUUCAUGCAGAGUACAGUCUCCCUGGACUGAUGGCUCCCAAUGGACGGCAGUCCCUCCAGUGACACGCAGCCCUGUAUUGCAGUUAUGUCCUGCCCGUCAGGACCCAGCCUCUGAGAUUGCAACAUAUGACACUUUUUUUUUUGUUUUGUCACGUCACACGGGCAAUUUUGAACAUUUAAUUCUGAAAGCAUUCCAUCAUAUUUAAUUUGGGACGUGUUGGCCAAAUAAAUAAUUUUAAUAAAG
Rana temporaria (common frog) is the source of this 2323-nucleotide messenger RNA. RefSeq names its product prolyl 4-hydroxylase subunit beta (gene P4HB). The record is from RefSeq and is a predicted model, not a curated record. NCBI's taxonomy places the organism in Eukaryota, Metazoa, Chordata, Amphibia, Anura, Ranidae. The transcript has 11 exons. Gene Ontology annotation, cellular component: endoplasmic reticulum. Gene Ontology annotation, molecular function: protein disulfide isomerase activity. The coding region runs from base 58 to 1581 and encodes 507 amino acids. Gene Ontology annotation, biological process: response to endoplasmic reticulum stress; protein folding.